Molecule: messenger RNA, 6366 nt
Organism: Varroa destructor (honeybee mite)
Lineage: Eukaryota; Metazoa; Arthropoda; Arachnida; Mesostigmata; Varroidae
Gene: Jarid2
Product: Jumonji, AT rich interactive domain 2
Biological process (GO): regulation of gene expression; chromatin remodeling
Cellular component (GO): chromatin; nucleus
Molecular function (GO): DNA binding
Source: RefSeq, a predicted model, not a curated record
CAUCUAUAAGUGGUUACAGUUCAGCUUGUCUUCCCUCCUCCUCCUCCUCCUCAGCUCUCGCUAUACGACUCGUGUGUUUAUAUGUGUCUAUCAGGGGCAACCCCAAAAACAGUCCUGUAUAACUCCAGCAGCUGUAGCCAUGGCUCAGACAACAGUCGAAACGACACUCGAAGCAGGAGUUACGCCUGGCACGAAACAGAACGAUCAGUCGAAGCCUCCGCAGUUAUGAAAAACUCCUAGAAUUUUUAGAAAUAACGCUAGUGACAGUCAUCAAUUAGGCCAGAAGACUUCACUGGUUUCAAAAUAGAAUAGGCUGAUACAGGAACGGAUAUUCAACUUACUAAGUACAUCCGAAAAAGUCAGUGAGAUUAUUCAGAUCUGUAUAAAUAUACGAACAAGAAACAGAAACGCUCAAGUUGAAAUGUGAUGACGGCUAUGUGUGGCACUUUGAGGUGUAAGCUCUGACAUUCAAAAAACUUUGUGUAUUCAAAGAAAAACUGGAUAAUGUUAUUUCAAGGUGCAAGUCGUGUGGUUUACACAGUUGGUGCUUCGUGUCGUGAUGGGGGACGAUGACAAACGACCACGAAGAGUCCGCGCACAACCAAGUUGGGUAUUGGCGAACGGUCACGUAUUGUCAGAGAGUGCUGCCCUAAAACGGGCAUUGAAAGCCUCUCUUCUUGACUCACAGAAGGUAAAGAGCGGUGCGGAUCGGAGACGCAUCUCUGAACGCCGAAAAGCUGAAAAUGCUACUCAACGCGAGGACGACAUUACUAAGCCGACGGACACUCCGCGAAGCGCUGCCAGUUCAGCUGACUUAUCCACUGCCAAUGAUAUUAACCAUAGGAAGGAUGUGUCCGCUUCGAGGCGAGACCGAUUAUCUGCUGUUCACGAAGCCAAAGACAGUAAAGACAAUGAUAACAUUAAGACAAAAACAACUUUGCCGAGAAAGGUGACGCUCACGGACGAGCAUGUCGAACUGCGGAUUGAUCCAGGCGGUGGAUGUCGAAGUACAAACUCUAAAAGACCUGCUGCAGGUACCGUUUCUGAUGAGUGCGAAACCGCGAGUAGACGAGAUAAGCGUAUGAAGUUUCGCCGAGACUUCCUUGAGGACACCAUGCGCGAAACGACUCGAAGUCCUCGGAAAAAGUAUUGCGCACAAAGGAAAUUUGCUCAGAAUUGUAACGGUGGCGGUUAUUCUUCUUCACCGAUGUCCACCCCAGUAAAAGCCUUCCUCUCACCAGGACCUUCGCAUCCACCCCCGCCACCUCCGCCUCCCCUGAUCCUGCCUGCGGCUGCCACACAGGCCACGUCCCCUUUAAAGCCAACUUGUAAGACGGAGGAUUUUCUUACAUUUCUCUGUCUGCGUGGCACGUCCCUUUGUCCUGAGGAUCUCAAGUUUUUAGAGCAUCCCAGCAGUUUUGAAGCGUCACGUGGAAACGAUGACAAACUAAUGACAAUGUUAGGCAAAACUAAACGUAAUCUGCAGGGCAAAUUGGCCGAACUGGAGGAGUCCCGCUCCAGACGUACGCGAGAUUCAACCGAUAGCUUGGACUCGCAGAAACCACGCAAGGACCUCGUUGCAAAAGUGGCUAAGCUGAUUGCUGCCAAAUACAAAAAAAGCUUGAAUGGUGCUGUUGGGCCCCGACGCUUGUCGACCAGACAGUCAAGCAGUGAUAGCAGAAGUUCGGUGACAUCUACACCGUCACGUGCUGAACGGUUGAAAAUUCGUCAACGAAAAGUGGCUCUACUUGAGAAAGAAAAUAAAAGGCGAACCAAUAGAUUAGUGAAACCCGAAAUUACAGGCGAUAGCAUUCCCGAAAAUGGUGACCAAGUUCAAGAACAGCCUCUCAAUGAGGUCCGAAAUGCACCACAGACAACAGGAACAGUUGCGCAGAGGCGUUCGGCGCUUAUUCGAUCUCAGAGCAGGAGAACACAGCAACAUUCACGUCGGGGUAACCUCAUCGCACGGAGCCUUGUCAAAAGGGCGAAAACUGGGAAAGCGGUUUCAGGAUCAGGAGUUGGUAUGACACGAGAUAAUAGUAGAGAAGAGGGUCGGAGAGCGACGCGGAGUCUCGGGCCUAUUGCUGAGGUUGCACUCCCCAUAUGGCCUCAGUAUAAGCUCAAGCAGUACGAACUGUCGCUCUCAAAGAAAGGCAAGAAAACAAUAGGACCUUCAGUUGCUGCACAACCGACACCAACUCAACCAAUCAAGAUGGCAAAGCGAAUAGACAAACGUCGUUCCGAAAGACUUACAAACGACGGAAUCGCCAUUGCCUCACCUAGAAAGACGAUGCGACAUCGGAGAGCUCCUAUGGAGGAGCCUAAAACCAUUUCUGAAGCCAUAACCAGUAUCGAUGUUAAUGACCGAAUAGACAACCUGGUACCGAUCAGCUCAGAUUUAAUCAACACUUCCACGGAUGAGACAACGUUGGCAAUUAAUGGCCUGAUUUCUUCAAAGUUCGAGGGCGAUUUUGGCGUAUUAUCGACACGGGACAUUUUAAAUACUUCAACCUCUACGAAUCAUGAAACACCCGUUAAGGCGUCUCUUAAUUUUAUGAGUGACUGUGGAAGCCCGUGUGGGAGCGUCAUUUCUCGGGCCAGUGACACAAGUUUCAGAAAGCAAUCUACCCCCACCGAGCCUACGCCUGUGUGCAAAGCGAGCAAGGGUCGAAAGACCCAGGCAAUUCGGUGGUCUUCUUUAAGUGAGCCUUCACCAUCCACAUCUAACACGCCCUCCGCCUCUACUGGAGGGCCUGUUGGUAAGUGUGAAGUGGGUCCUACACUUGUGUUCGAGCCAACGGUUGAGGAGUUCCAAGAUCCACUGAAAUACAUCAGAGAAACGAUUGCACAAAUCGAUGUUACUACGCACUCUAUGUUUAAGAUUGUCACACCACUCAAGAACAGCACUGAAACAGUUGGUGCAAAGGAAGCAAAAAUUCCUGCACGCCUAUCAGAAUGCCGCGUAUCUUCAGAGAUGCGUUUUUUAGCGUACAACCAAUUUCUACAUAAAAUGUGGAGACGGUGGGGUCCAUCAACGUUGCAGUAUGCUUGUUUACGGAAAGCGCUCAAGAUUUCUGAAGGAAGGGAUAACGGCUCAGAAGAAGCAACUGAGGACAAAAUUUUGUAUAAGAGCGGGAAUCCAUUAAUCGGCGGUGUCGAAAUUGACGUUGGCCACCUCUACGAGACUGUACAAAACUUUGGAGGCAUUCAAGCUGUUAUGGAGAAAAAAAAAUGGGUCCGCGUCGCCGAUGCAAUGAGAAUACCUCGCAUGGCACACGACCGAGUUGCCAGACUUGACGAUGCCUAUAUGCGCUAUUGUCUUCCGCUUGAGGUUAUGAGCGAUUUGGAAAAGGAAGACGUUCUUAAUAAGGUUAAGGAGGAGAGGGAACGUCGUCGUGCGCAAGAUUUUUGGGACGAAAAUGAGACCCGUGAAUGUGUCUGGCCCGGCAGAAAUAUGACGUUAGCCGUCUUCGAGAGGAUCGCACGUAACACACAUACAAUGUGGUAUCCUCGAUCUGGUUCUGGCAUAUGCGGGGGUCUAGGUGGCGCUAGUGCAGACAUUGGCGCCGCCCCAGAGGACGUUGAGCACGACUUCUGGGCUAUUGUCGAGUCACGAAAGCGGCAUAUUGUUGUUAAUUGCGGCAACAUUGACACGCUGGCUUACGGCUGUGGAUUUCCGCCUCCUCUAACUGGUUUUAUAGAUAAGGUCUCAGAACAGGCCGGGCGAGGGAAGAAAGCGUCGUCGACAGCGCCAGCUGCUGAAAAAUCUAACAAUGGUGGAGAUGGUCGGGCUGUACCAUGGAAUACAAAGCUAUUGGCUCGCCACUCUGAGAAUGUUCUACGAUGGCUUGGUGGCGUGUCGGGCGUUACCAUACCAACACUGCAUGUCAGCAUGCUUUUCACCGCACUGCCGUGGUAUAGAGAUCCUCACAAUGUUAACUGGUUGGAUUAUCUGCACAGCGGAGCACCGAAGAUUUGGUACUCUGUACCAUCGAGCCAGGCCGAUCGAUUUCAUCGAGUGGUGUCUCGUCUUGCUCCGCAUGUACAUCAAAGCGAUGUUGGAAUACCGUCAGACGCAUGCUUGAUACCUCCACGAAUGUUGCUAGAUCGAGGAGUGCCACUGCAGAAGACCGAGCAAAAACCCGGUGAAAUGGUGGUUAUCCUUCAGGGGUGCUACAGCUCGAACGUUUCAUGUGGAUUCAGCCUUUCCGAAAGCGUUUAUUUCACCUGGGACGACUGGAUAAAACAAAGCUGGAAGAGGUUCCAGACAUUACGCGAGAACAGUGAACCCCCGACAUUUUGUCUGGAACAGUUAAUAGUAAACAUGGCCAUGGAGGGAGCCGGCGCUGGAUCAGGCAGUGGAGGUUCUGGCCGUGAAAAUUCGCUUAGCGAAGAGGUGUUAUCGGACGUGUGGACCGUUCUUAGCCGCAUGGUGGAAGAGUUGUCAACAAGCUGGAAUGUCCUCGAGGAAGCUGGGGUAGUUAACGAACGAAGAGAGCAGAGUGCGUUCCCAGUUGAAUGCGCAGACUGUCGAAUGUUGUGCGGAUUGGCAGCGGCUGUAUGUCAGAAAUCUCUUGGAGAAGAAGUGGUGUGCCUUGUCGAUGCCCAAGUACGACUCGAUGCUCCGCUUAGUCCACCAGCCACCCCCUCCACAGGUGCGACUACUGGUAAACCAGUCAAAAGCACCAGAGCUCAACAAUCGCAAACAGGAAUUAUCCGUACACCUGCUCAAAAUGGAUUACAGCAGCAACGACAACCUUCGACGAAAUUCAAAAUUGUGUUCUGCUAUUCAAUGGAAGAGUUGAAGUCGCUAUCUGCAAAGCUCCAGCAGAAGAUCAAAUAAGGUGAAAAACAACUCGGGAUAGACUUACAGCCUCCUUAUGAAGAUGCCUGCCUUAUAAAAAUGCUCAUCGCUUUUCCACACCGGUGUCUGCCAUUGUAUAUAUACAUUUCGGCGAUAGGCAUACUACGCAAUUGCAAACUUUGUGUGGGCCUUUAUACGUAUAGACGAAUGCAUCGCGCGCGACACUGUGCGGUUGUUUUUUGAAAAAGACAUUGCAAUCACUUCGCCAGUUUUUCGGGAGUGAUCAAUAACUGCCGCCACGAAGCCCUCUAUCCAAGGGCAUCAACAUGCGAGUACGAAUGCUAUUGCAUACGACUCGAUGUUUACGACUACGGCAUACUGCCAUUUUUUUUCUAAUACCACAUUACUGUGCAGCGAUUAUCUAAAUGUGAUCGUUCUGUAAAAUAACAAACUAUACAUUCAGCAUUGAUUUUUCCUGCUGUAGUGCAUCAUAGUAUUUACACUAAUGUAAUGAGCAUCCCGUUAUCUUGAAGUGCUUUCAAAAUUUGUUUCAUUUUUUUGCCGCUUGUAAUUAUUGGCUUCUAUCAUUAGUAGAAAUUUAGGCUCAAGGGGUGAUAACUCGUAAUUGCGAGAAAGAUCAUAAAUACGCAUGUCGUACGGAAAACCAAGAUAAUAUAGCAUGUAUAUAUAAAAUGUGUGUCGGUUUUAUUCGUAGCGUAGUGAAACACCGUUAAAUUUUCGCUACCUCAAAGUCGAUGAUAAGUAUUGAUAUGUGAAUACGCUUGGUUUUUUACGUGUAGAUGAAGCGAAAAAUAGCGGAAAAUGAUUCCACAUUAGCGAACAGAAAGCUUCGGACAGACUCCGGAUUUAUUGAAUCAGACAGAGUUUUGCAUGUUGUAGAUUGUAUUGUAUUGUACAUCCGUAUGCAGAGAGUCCACUGGAGUGAGAGACUGUACUUGCAGUUAGCCUUGUUUUGUAUAAAAAAAAACUUUUUGUCUUGUUUUGUUGAUUGUGUAAAGCUGUGCUAUACGCACAGUGAAUAAUGUACAUAGAUGUAUCGAAAGAGGGAUAUUCUUGCAGUAUUUGUAACAAUUUACAAUAAAUAUUAUAAUAAUGAUAAUGAUAAUGGUAAUUAUCCCAUGAACAACUGGUAUCAUACAUUAACUUAACUCAAAGUUGUCCUACCGGAUUUUCCAACAAUUUUUUCCUGGAAUCAACGCUGUUGAAUAACUUCGCAAAUAUUAAUAUAUCAAAUUUAUAAUUCUCAGUUAAUAAAUCAUUAGAAAAUCACUAGUCGGGCCGCUUAUAAUGCCAUAUAGCGGAUAAUAAUGCAUAAUAUCGGACAUGCCUGAGUGCACUUCCUAUCCUAUUUUUGACUAAAAAUGAAAACAAUAGUCGGUUUACUACUGUGAGGUAAAACAGGGUUUUGAGGUUUAGGCAUGCAUGGUUAAAGGCAAAUAACAUACAACGGUACAGAUAAUUCCACACGCCAGGACCACUAUGUUGAAAUCUUGGAACACUCAAUUUCCGGUCACCUAAACGCGUCAAGGCGUCAAGGGCCU